UUACAGCAAUGAAAUCGACAGUUCUCCUGUUUUUAUUGGUGCUGAUAAGUGGAAACAUUACAUUAGUUAUUGCUCAAGAUCCUUGUUCGACCUCUGUGUAUACAGAGCUUGGAGAUUUGGCGAAAAGAAACCCAUCUUAUGUGCAGGACUCUGUCCCGCUCUGUGACCGAUACAUUGUACGGAAAUGGUAUAGGGCCAGCUACCACAAAAUGCCUACCUCCGAACCCACCCUGGGAAUGUGUGGAACGCUAUAUCCUUAUUGGAUGAAUGAUUCACCGCCACAAUCAGGAGAAACGAAAGCAGUGACAGUUUGUCAAGUUGGAUUCAGUAGUAGCUGUUCAAAGCAGCACACCGUAAAUGCAAAGAAUUGUGGGAAUUUCUUCGUAUAUGAAUUGACACCUUUGGAUCAAUGUAACUCUGCAUAUUGCUUUGUCUUGGCCCAAAAAGUCAAAACAUGA
Messenger RNA from Saccostrea cuccullata (small rock oyster), 458 nucleotides. Its product is annotated as oncoprotein-induced transcript 3 protein-like. Bases 9 to 458 code for a protein of 149 amino acids. NCBI's taxonomy places the organism in Eukaryota, Metazoa, Mollusca, Bivalvia, Ostreida, Ostreidae. The record is from RefSeq and is a predicted model, not a curated record. The transcript is spliced from 4 exons.